This is a messenger RNA of Morus notabilis, 2277 nucleotides long. RefSeq names its product putative leucine-rich repeat receptor-like serine/threonine-protein kinase At2g19230. The transcript is spliced from 13 exons. Gene Ontology annotation, molecular function: protein binding; protein kinase activity; ATP binding. The record is from RefSeq and is a predicted model, not a curated record. Gene Ontology annotation, biological process: protein phosphorylation. Lineage: Eukaryota; Viridiplantae; Streptophyta; Magnoliopsida; Rosales; Moraceae. Bases 1 to 2277 code for a protein of 758 amino acids.
AUGGUGAUUUCCAAGCAUUUUCUUGUCUCAAUAUUGCAAGUUACUUUGGUUGUUCUUCCAUUUCUGAUUCAGGCUCAGGACUCAUCAGGUUUCAUUAGCAUAGACUGCGGGAUAUCUGAUGUCUCAAGCUACACCGACGAAACAACCGGCAUCACUUACUUUUCAGAUGCAAACUUCACAGAGACAGGCGAAAACCGGGGCAUUUCACCAGCAUACAAAGAGCAGAAUAAUCAGCAGCAGCUUUGGAAUCUCCGGAGCUUUCCCGAAGGAUCAAGAAACUGUUAUACCCUGAAACCUUUGGCUGAAGAAAAUGGUACUAGGUACCUUGUCCGAGCAGGGUUCUUGUAUGGAAACUACGAUAACAAAGGCCGUUUAGUAUUGGAGUUCGAUUUGUACAUCGGAGUUGAGCUUUGGGCUACAGUGGUAAUUGAGGACUCAGAGACUCCAAUAAACAAGGAAAUUACUUAUGUUCCUUCAUCCGAUCGCAUACAUAUUUGUCUGGUAAACACAGGCAAUGGAAUUCCAUUCAUAUCACUGUUAGAACUAAGGCCUCUACAGGACGACAUUUAUGCAAGUGAAUCAGGAACGUCACUUGAACUCUCCGGUCGCUAUGAUGUUUCUUCAGAAACAGACGAAACAAUGAGGUACAAAGAUGAUAUGUAUAGUCGUGUAUGGUCACCACUCGUGUGGAAACCAGUAAUUACUACAUCCUCUAGCAAUGAGAACUCUAUAUCCAAUAAUAGCUACCAGAUACCAUUCACUGUUAUGAACACUGCUUAUACAGGAAACAAAACUACUCGUUACUUGUAUAUAAAUUGGAAAAAGUUGAACAGCUCCGCGACCUACUUCUUCUACAUGCACUUUGCGGAACUAGAAAAGCUCCAAGCCAACCAAUCUAGAGAGUUCAAUAUUUACAUCAAUGGGGCUGUGUGGUACGGACCAUUUGUUCCCAGGUACUUAAGUGCGUUCACAAUAUACAGCGACCCAGGCAGCAAAACUGACAGUGAAGGAACAUUUAAUAUUUGGCUUAAUAGCACUGACGAUUCAACUCUACCGCCGCUAAUAAAUGCGCUAGAAAUGUAUGUGCUGAGAGAGUUCUCGCAACAAACAACAAGUCAAGCAGAUGCGGAAGCUAUUUCAGAUGUCAAGUUGGUGUACGGAUUAAAGAGAAACUGGCAGGGAGAUCCGUGUGCCCCUGAAACUUACCUAUGGGACGGUCUUAAUUGCAGUUACAAUGCCAAUAGUCCGCAUAGAAUUGUUUCUUUGAAUUUGUCAUCAAGCGGAUUAAAGGGAGAAGUUGCUCCUUCCAUUGCCAGCCUGAAAAUGUUAAAAAUAUUGGACUUAUCAAACAACAACCUGACUGGAACAAUCCCUGAAUUUUUAGCUCAACUGUCAUCCUUGAGAGUUUUAAAUUUAAAGGGAAACAACUUUACAGGUCCAGUUCCGGAUGCACUUACUAAAAGAGCGGAGAAUGGCCUUUUGUUAAGCAUCGACACAAGUCCGAGUAGCACUCCAUGUACGUCAGGGUCAUGCGGAAAGAAGAAAACUAACUUUGUUGUUCCGCUGGUUGCAUCGUUGGGCGGAGUACUUUUCCUCAUCUUAACUUUGCUGGCUGUACUUUGGGCCCUUAACCGGAAAAAACAACAAAAAACUAAGGAUUCAAGAGUUGAUACCGUAAAUGUGGAAUCCAAUGAAGAAUACUUCCCAUCAUUUGUCUCUAAAAAGCAAGAGCUUACGUACCCCGAGAUCCAAAGAAUAACCAACAACUUUGAGAGGGUACUAGGCGAAGGCGGAUUUGGCAAGGUUUACCAUGGAUACUUAAAUGGCAUUCAAGUAGCGGUUAAAAUACUUUCCCCAUCAUCGGUUCAAGGGCAUCGACAAUUUCAUGCUGAGCUCAAACUACUUCUGAGGGUUCAUCACAAAAAUUUGACUACCCUCAUCGGGUAUUGCAACGAGGCAUCAAAUAUCGCUCUUGUCUAUGAGUACAUGGCCAUGGGAAACUUACGAUCACAUCUUUCAGGCAGCAGUAAGAACAUCUUGAGUUGGGAAGACAGGCUUCGAAUAGCAAUAGACACUGCACAAGGAUUGGAAUACCUGCAUAAUGGUUGUAAGCCACAGAUAGUUCACCGAGAUGUUAAGUCUACUAACAUCUUGUUGAAUGAAAGGAUGCAAGCAAAACUAGGUGAUUUUGGCCUCGCCAAAUUUUUCCCCACUGAGGGUGGCAAUUAUAUAGCAACAAGCAUUGCUGGCACACCCGGGUAUAUUGAUCCUGAGUAA